Aspergillus homomorphus CBS 101889 is the source of this 747-nucleotide messenger RNA. RefSeq lists its product as uncharacterized. The annotation marks the transcript as partial. The transcript has a single exon. NCBI's taxonomy places the organism in Eukaryota, Fungi, Ascomycota, Eurotiomycetes, Eurotiales, Aspergillaceae. The record is from RefSeq and is a predicted model, not a curated record.
ACGGGACACCUUAUCCAAGACCUGGGUCCUCAGGCUGAUCGCCUGUUGAAGGUGGUGGGUAGCGGCACGGAAGAGCUGCUCAUCCAGCUGAGCGACCCGGUGGCCGAUCUGCUGACCGAACUCGGCUUGGUCGGUCUGGCUCAGCCUGUGGGCAGCAUUAUCAAGAGCGCCUCCAGUAUUGGCGAGCUGGUGUCGGACCUAGGCCAGCCCGUUGACAACCUUUGCAUUGUGACGGGAAGGGGUGUCGGCUACCUUUUGAUCGAAUUGGACCAGCCUGUCGCAGGUCUGCUCCGCGGUCUUGGGCUAGACGCGCUCGCUCAGCCUGUUGGGAACCUGUUGAGUGACAUUGGCAGCAGUUUGAAGCGUCGAGAGGAUGUCUCGAACCCGAGCGGCCUGCUCGAGAGAUUGGGACCUAUUGUGGACUGUUUUCUUCGAAUCACCGGUGAGAACACCGAGUUACUAUUGAUCCAACUGAGCAACCCCGUCGCUCAGCUGCUGAAUGGCUUGGGCUUGACUGGUAUUGGGCGCAGUGUGGGCGAGGUGGUCCGGUCGGCCGCGUCGGUUGGUGAGUUGAUCGCUGACUUGGGCCCCGAGGUGGAUUGUCUGCUGACGGUGGUGGGCGAUGACGGUGGCUUCCUGCUGAUCAAGUUGGCUCCCGAUGUUGCGGCGUUGGUCUCGGGUCUGGGGCUGCCGGGGGUGGGAGUGCCCGUGGGCACCAUUACAAAGGACCUGGGCAUAGCUUUGUAG